AUGUAUGUUUGCUUCCAGCCCUGUGUGUCCGUGGGGAAUGUUGGCCAGCUCACAGCUGACCUGGUCAUCUCCACAUUGUGGAUGGAGAGGGUCGGGUACAUCUACCGAAGCGUCCUCCCCAUGGUCGGCAACAACCCCUUCGCCCACCAUGAUGCAAACAUCUGUAAACUCACCACCAGCUGUGAAGUAUAUGAAAACCAGAGCAACAAAUUAGUUGUUCUUCAACAGAGGUCACCAUUUGUGAAGGGCAAGAAGAAGAAGUUCAUGUCUUGGCUUGCAGAGUGGACGAGGUUACAGAAGUUCCGUCAGGUGAUCAUACUGACCAGUAGCUACUCGGAGGAGAGACUUGAUGUCCAGUUACAGGGGUCCCAGUUCCGGUUCAUCCCAUCGGAGUCAAUGGACAGGAAGUGUGGCGACCUGUUCCGCACAAAACUGGGCUGGCAGGAGCUGGAGCGGAGAGCUACCCCUACUGAACUCGCCGUCGAUGGCAGCUCACAACAGAUGGUGCUGUACAUGCCAGGAAGUGGCAUAGCGAAACAACUUUUUGAGAAUCUCAAAACCGACACGUCAGUUGUUGUGAUGAUGAUGUUCUGCUCAGAAGGGGACAAUGCCCAUGAUGCUGUUGCCAUGGUUACACAGUUAAAUAAUUGGCUUGGGAUUGUCUCUUUAAAGGCUGCUCCUGGUAGCGAGGUGGGGAAGGAGGCGACCGGACCAACUGAGUGGAAGGUUCCGGUAUCCUGGUGUCUGGUCUUUGGGACAAGAGCAGAUCGAACACUAUUCCACUAACAGAACAUUGUCAAAAACUGAUAAACAUUGGGCUGGAAUUUCUCCACCCAUCACUGUGGGUGAACUGUAAUAAGAUUGUCUUCGAUAUACCAUGCUGGAUUAGAUGCAAAGGUGCAACCCCCGCAUAAAUUUCAGACAUUUUGGGUGUACAACAUGUACAUGUAAAUCACUCCACAAAGGCUCACUAGGUAUAUUGUAA
This is a messenger RNA of Haliotis rubra (blacklip abalone), 985 nucleotides long. RefSeq names its product proteasome assembly chaperone 2-like. Gene Ontology annotation, cellular component: cytosol; nucleus. Lineage: Eukaryota; Metazoa; Mollusca; Gastropoda; Lepetellida; Haliotidae. Gene Ontology annotation, biological process: proteasome assembly. The record is from RefSeq and is a predicted model, not a curated record.